GGUGGCCAUGUUGGCGGAGUGUUGUGCGCAGGCGCAGAAGUGUGCGAGUGGCGAGCUGAUGUAAGAGCGGAGACCGGAGGGAAGUGCUCAAGCCGGGUGUCGGUGGCAGUAAGAUUUACACGUUAUCCUCGUUCAUAUACAGAGCAGGUGGAGAUCGGCGGAGGGACCUACCGGCAACAUGUCUGGGGACGAGAUGAUUUUCGACCCUACUAUGACCAAGAAGAAAAAGAAGAAGAAGAAGCCUUUUAUGUUGGAUGAAGAGGGAGAACAGCAGGUGGAGGAGACCCAGAUCCCUGAAACGAAAGAGGCAGAACCAGAACCAGUGGAAGACAAGGAUGCGGACGCAGAUGAUGAGUCAUAUAGGAAGAAAGAUGCUCCCGAUGACUUCAACGAUUUGAACUUUUUGAAUCAGAAGAAGAAGAAAAAGAAGACGAAAAAGUUUGACGAAGAACCAGAAGAAGGCAUUAAGAAUCUAAAGAUUGAAGAUGAACUGCAGGAGGCCUCAGAGUCCCAGGAGGAUGACCUGGAAUUCAUGCUGACAAAAAAGAAGAAAAAGAAGAAUGUGAAGUUCCCAGAUGAUGUCGACUUUAUUGAUAAAGAUGAAGCCUUUGAAGAAGAGGACGGUAAAAUAGAUGAUGGCAUCUCCUUUAGUUCUUCCUUUGGGCCUGCAUGGGCCGGCACAGAAAGGGAUUACACUUACGAUGAGCUGCUUAACAGAGUCUUUAACAUCAUGAGGGAGAAAAACCCUGACAUGGUGGCCGGAGAGAAGAGGAAGUUCAUCAUGAAACCGCCUCAGGUCGUCCGAGUAGGAACAAAGAAAACCUCUUUUGUGAAUUUCACAGAUAUCUGCAAACUAUUACAUCGUCAGCCAAAACAUCUUCUGGCUUUCUUAUUAGCUGAAUUGGGUACAAGUGGUUCCAUAGACGGCAACAACCAGCUUGUCAUCAAAGGCCGCUUCCAACAGAAACAGAUAGAGAACGUCCUGAGAAGAUAUAUCAAGGAAUAUGUGACUUGUCACACCUGUCGGUCGCCAGACACCAUCCUCCAGAAAGACACCAGGUUAUAUUUCCUGCAGUGUGAGACCUGCCAUUCUCGUUGUUCUGUGGCUAGCAUCAAAACCGGAUUCCAGGCAGUCACGGGCAAGAGAGCACAACUCCGCGCCAAAGCCAACUAGCCGGCCCGCCCAUCUGGUCGGAUUUUACCAACUCAGAUUGUGGAUACUCCUGGCGGCAUUACCUGACAGUCAGGGAAGUGCUGCCCUUUAUAUUAUAACGAGUGCCGUGAGACUGGGCAAGAAAAUCUUUGCUUUUUUUUGUUUUUGUUUUGUUUUUUUUCAUUGUCUUGCGCAAAAGGAAUUUUCUGAAAUUCCAAAGUGAGGCUGAUUUAAUUGGAUAAAGUCAUCGCUCACAGAAAGUUUUACCAGCCAUCUCAAGGAUAGGGGGAAAGAAUAUGCAUUUUUAACCAGACUUGUGUAAAAUGCAAAAUACAUUAAAGUUAUUAUCACAUUCACAGA
This is a messenger RNA of Nanorana parkeri, 1513 nucleotides long. RefSeq names its product eukaryotic translation initiation factor 2 subunit beta (gene EIF2S2). Gene Ontology annotation, molecular function: translation initiation factor activity; mRNA binding; translation initiation factor binding. The coding region runs from base 179 to 1174 and encodes 331 amino acids. The transcript has 9 exons. The record is from RefSeq and is a predicted model, not a curated record. Lineage: Eukaryota; Metazoa; Chordata; Amphibia; Anura; Dicroglossidae. Gene Ontology annotation, biological process: formation of cytoplasmic translation initiation complex; formation of translation preinitiation complex; translational initiation. Gene Ontology annotation, cellular component: eukaryotic translation initiation factor 2 complex.